This is a messenger RNA of Mytilus trossulus (common blue mussel), 1945 nucleotides long. Its product is annotated as beta-1,3-galactosyltransferase 5-like. The coding region runs from base 341 to 1438 and encodes 365 amino acids. NCBI's taxonomy places the organism in Eukaryota, Metazoa, Mollusca, Bivalvia, Mytilida, Mytilidae. Gene Ontology annotation, molecular function: hexosyltransferase activity. The transcript has 3 exons. Gene Ontology annotation, cellular component: Golgi membrane. The record is from RefSeq and is a predicted model, not a curated record.
UAGUCUUGGUAUUAUGGUUUCACAUAGUGAUGCUCCAAGUGUUAAAAGACGAGACUAUCGUAUUGCGUAAACAAUCUUUUCCUUUUCAAACUAUUCGUCAGUAAUGCGGAACAGUUUUAUAUAUGUUACGUAGACGCCCUAUCUUGAAUAGAUCUGGUGAAGUAUGAAGUGAUAACUUUAAAUUUAUAAGUUUAAUGUGAAAUGGUGAAUGUUGAUAUUGAUGUAGGAUAUGUAAGCUAGACAACAAUAUGUUGAACAGAAAUUCAGUUCUUUUGAAGAUUUUCAUAUAUUAAGUAUUAAUUGAAUUCACCAUAUCACUACAAGAUACUCACUUAACAGAAUGAAGAAAGAAACACAGCAUAUAAAGUUUUUGCUAUUAGUCGUAUUCGUGGCACUUUCGUGUGUCUGUGUAGCAAUCAUCAACGAUUUAAUGUCACCUUUAAGUAACCCUUUAUUAAUAAAUGGCGCCCACGUAAAUAAACGCUUUAUGCUAUGGAUGGAAGAGCCAACGCCAGAGACUCAUACUACUAGUCCGAAUACUCGAUCAAUUAGAUCAAAAACGAUUUACCCUAUUGUGUCACAGGGUUAUAAAAUAAACAACAAGGAUAUAUGCAGAGGAGUAGAAAAGGUGUCUGUGAUAGUUAUUGUCCACACAGCUCCGAGCCAUUUCCUACGUCGAGUCAGAAUGAGAAGUACAUGGCUUAAUUCUACAUAUUAUAGUCCAGAAAAUGUUAGGGUUGUGUUUUUACUCGGUUUAGUUCCUGAUUUGAUAACACAGGUUAAACUUGAGCAAGAAAGUAAAAUAUAUAAAGAUAUAGUGCAAGGAAAUUUUAUUGAUUCUUAUCGGAAUUUAACUCAUAAAGGAGUUACCGGAUAUAAAUGGAUCUCAGAACAUUGUAUGAAUGCUGAAAUAGUUGCAAAAAUAGACGACGAUGCCUUUAUUAAUUUCUUCAAAUUGUUCGAAGAUAUGUCAGAUUUGAAACACAAGAAAAGGACAAUGUAUUGCAACAAAAUCCCUAAAGGAUCAAUGGCAAUCAUCCGUAAAAAUACCAGUAAAUGGUACGUCGAUGAAUACGAAUUUAAAGACAUGAAAUUAUAUCCACAUACGUAUUGUAGUGGUUUUACAGUAUUCAUUUCUAUAGAUCUAAUACCCAUGUUAUAUCGUGCAGCUAUUGGAUCGGCAUUUUUCUGGGUAGAUGAUUUUUUUCUAUUUGGACUUUUACCAUCUCGUAUACCCGGUGUUGUUCACGAAGGUAUACGACCUAAUUUAACGUUCAUGCCAAAAGAGGCAUAUACUUGUUAUAUACGUUAUGGUAAGAACUGUCAAUAUCUUGUUUUUCCUGCGAAGGAUAGAGAGAUAAGUAAAAUGUGGCUAGCUAUGACACACGAUAGAAAACAAAGUAUAUAUGGGAACUUCUAUAUGAAUUUACCAGCAUAACGAAUUGUGGGUAAUUUAUUAAACGACGCAGACGCCAUUUCUGUAAUUUACAAAGUGAGAAACAGCAAUAAUCACUUUAAAUUUAAAAAAGACACUGUCAGCUCAAAUGGAUGAAAUAAGUCGAACAAGAUGUGAACACGACCGAAACAUGAGUUCAAGAAAUCCCAAAAUACAUAAAGAGAUAUUAACAAACUUUCGUGAAAGACCUGAUCAUGAGCUUCUUAAGAAGGAACUGCUCCCUUGAUACUAUUAUUACUCAUCGUAGGAUUUAACGAUUUUUUAGUGUGGACUAUUUAAAAAAAAGCUGUGACGUUGACUUAGCCAAGCUUAAUCUUACUAUGUGGAGUUUUAUCAUUGAUAUUUUUAAAAUGACACAUUGUACUUGCUUCGUAUGAACAAUCAUAUAUAUAUAUAUAUAUAUAUAACGAUAUCACCAUUUUUAUUUUAUUACAACAAUUUCAUAAACAUAACAACAAACAAAACAAUAAAUCAAUAAAUUUAACAGUA